Messenger RNA from Sparassis crispa, 699 nucleotides. Its product is annotated as GTP-binding protein. Gene Ontology annotation, molecular function: GTPase activity; GTP binding. Gene Ontology annotation, biological process: small GTPase-mediated signal transduction. The record is from RefSeq and is a predicted model, not a curated record. NCBI's taxonomy places the organism in Eukaryota, Fungi, Basidiomycota, Agaricomycetes, Polyporales, Sparassidaceae. Bases 1 to 699 code for a protein of 232 amino acids. The transcript is spliced from 3 exons.
AUGCCGAACGUAUCCUCUUAUCCCCCCGGAGAGCCUUCGGCGCCGCCACGCCGCCCAGACAUCAAGAGGAAACUCGUCGUUGUCGGUGACGGCGGCUGCGGCAAGACAUGUCUCCUCAUCGUGUAUGCAGAGAACCGCUUUCCCGAGGUGCUUCCACCCGUACUAUAUGCAUUUCAUUACGCGUCUGACACCACCCACUCCGCGCCACAGGCAUAUAUACCGACCGUGUUCGAGAACUAUGUCACUCAGGUGCAAUUCGACGGCAAGCUCGUCGAACUUGCGCUCUGGGAUACAGCGGGACAGGAAGAGUACGACCGGCUAAGGCCACUAAGUUACCCAGAAAGCGACGUCAUCCUCGUCGUGUUCUCCGUCGAUUUCCCCGUCAGCCUCGCGAACGUCCAGGAUAAGUGGUAUCCGGAGGUUGCUCAUUUUUGUGAGGACACGCCGCUUAUACUUGUGGCGACGAAGAUCGACCUGCGGAGAGACGAACAGACACGGCGGAUGCUGAGCGCGCAAGGGCAGACGCCCGUGUCGUCGGAGCAGGGCGCGAGCGUCGCGCGGGAGAUCGGCGCGAAAUACAUCGAGUGUUCAGCGAAGACAGGUACGAACGUACAAGAAGUAUUCCAUCUCGCGCUGAGGGAGAGUAUGAGGGGGCGAUGGGGGAAGAUUGUGAAGCAGCGGCGGUGCGUGGUGACGUGA